Messenger RNA from Cryphonectria parasitica EP155, 678 nucleotides. RefSeq lists its product as uncharacterized. Lineage: Eukaryota; Fungi; Ascomycota; Sordariomycetes; Diaporthales; Cryphonectriaceae. The record is from RefSeq and is a predicted model, not a curated record. The annotation marks the transcript as partial. The transcript has a single exon.
UUUCUCUGGCACAGACACAAAAGUCAACACCUAUUUCAUCCAUUUCAAACAACUCAUACAUCUUUAGCACAUCAAUAUGAGCGGCAUAGGAGAGAAGAUCAAGGAUACCCUCACGGGUCACCACCACGACGCAGACAAGUCCAAGACCUCUGAUGCGAGCCACACCAAGACCGGUGAGAAGCACGACCCUGAGAUCGACGCCAAGAAGGCCACCAGUGCUGCUGGCAACUAUCCUUACUGGGGAGAUCUGCCACGCGAGGGCGAAGGGCACCAGGACGGUGCCACAACCAUCACCCACGACAAUACUCACAACCACGGGCGGGAUACUGGCCUCGCUGCUGGUGCUCUUGGGACAGGAGCUGGGGCGGGUUCCCUGGCGUCCAGGGACCAGAAUGCGCAGUCCAACUACGACAACACCGGCUCAACGCAGCAGUCUCUUCCGGACCGCACAACCCAGACCACGCAAGGUCAAGGCGACUAUAAUGACAACAAUAAGCGUGAUCUCGCUGCAGGUGCUGGCGCCGGUGCAGGUGCGGCGUACCUUGCGUCUAAAUACAACAACAAGGACGACGAGAAGCAUCUGCAGGACUCCAACACAACAUCUGGUGGUGCUUUCGCCAGCGACCCAACCCACACCGGACGCAGCACUCUAGAGGACCAGAGCAACUAUGGCAACCA